Parasteatoda tepidariorum (common house spider) is the source of this 1156-nucleotide messenger RNA. NCBI's taxonomy places the organism in Eukaryota, Metazoa, Arthropoda, Arachnida, Araneae, Theridiidae. The record is from RefSeq and is a predicted model, not a curated record.
AGUGAUAGCAAGCCUUGCCAACAUCUUGGGAUAUCUAGAAGAGAGGCUACCACAGAAUCUACCGAACAAUGUACGUGACUACGCAUUCCUCGACAUAGAAAUUAAAUACGGUCUACUACAGAUAACAGAAGCGCUGACAUUUCUGCACUACUCUUGCAAGCUGAUCCACCGGAAUCUCUGCCCACAAUCGGUGAUAGUGAAUAAGCGAGGCACAUGGAAGUUAGCCGGACUGGAGUUUGCCGAGAGGUGCAACGAAUCAGAUAUAAUGAGUCCAGUGCCUUGCCAACCCUUCACCUCAAAGUUACCCAAAAUGGGACAGCCUGACCUGGACUUCACGGCACCGGAAGUGCAGGCCAACUCCACCUGCUCACCCCUCAGCGACAUGUUCUCACUGGGAAUGCUCAUAUGUGCUGUCUUCAACAACGGACGCUCACUCAUAGACGCCAACCAUUCUGCCACUAACUACAACAAGCAACUCGAGCUGCUAUUAUUUUUGCAGUACAUGAAGAUGUCAGGGGAGGACCGAAAAGACAAUCGUCUGCGAUCCUGUGCCCUCUACCAAUUAGAACACAGUAUUCAAGACUUGCUGGAGAGGGUUCCACACCAUUUACAGGAACCACUGCAGAGCCUUUUACAGACGGACCCUUGGAACAGACCCAACGCCCAAAAUUUUUCUAUGAUCAAGUACUUCAUGGAUCCAGCAGUUCAUGCUUUGCAAUACUUAGACGUGAUACAAAUGAAAGAUACCACACAUAAAUCUCAUUUCUACCUUAGUCUCAAAUCCGCUCUACCCACCAUCCCAAAAUGAUGCCAGCUUUCGAAAACCAAUUUUACCGAAAAUAAAUGUAUUCCAUUUUCCACCAAAUGCCACGCUCAGUCGGACAAAGCUUUUGCCAGGAAAUGAUAAAAAUCGAUAUUAUCUAAUAUCGUGGGGCGGAAUGUAAGUCUGCUGACCAUGUGACAGCUCAUCCUUGAAAUGUCCGGUCGUCAUUUGACAGUACUUCACUUAUCUCUAAACGUUUCAAUGAAUUCUGUUCAACUUGAAUAGUUAGGAUCAGCAUUCAGCCAUUACAAAAGAAAGGAACUUUACGAACUAGUCAUUCCAAAAUGAAAAUAUCGUUGUUUGAAUCGAUUAUUUAACUGCAUCAAAUAUCGU